Colletotrichum graminicola M1.001 is the source of this 1212-nucleotide messenger RNA. Its product is annotated as homeobox domain-containing protein. The transcript is spliced from 3 exons. Gene Ontology annotation, molecular function: DNA-binding transcription factor activity, RNA polymerase II-specific; RNA polymerase II cis-regulatory region sequence-specific DNA binding. The record is from RefSeq and is a predicted model, not a curated record. Lineage: Eukaryota; Fungi; Ascomycota; Sordariomycetes; Glomerellales; Glomerellaceae. The coding region runs from base 1 to 1212 and encodes 403 amino acids. Gene Ontology annotation, biological process: regulation of transcription by RNA polymerase II.
AUGGCUGCUCCAUCCCCCCAUUCAGCAUUUAAGCAGUAUCCCUGGGAUGGCGGCAGGUCGACCUCGGAUUACUCGCGCCCCCGUACCGAGACCGAGAGAAUCGCCCUGCCAUCGAUCCGCCAGGCCAUCCCGGAACUUCACCUCCGCCUGCAACCCCAGGAGUCGUCAACCACCAGGACCACUUCUUCCAACACCUCGCCAACAGUCGGCUAUGCCGGUGUCAUGACGCCACCCGAGUAUGUUCACUCGCCAAGCUCAAACAAGCGGAGGAGACUGUCGGUGGACGAGGAGCAGGACGGUGAAAGAGUCAGCCGCGUCCCGAGACUGUACGAAAGCCCAGCACGGCUUCCCCAACGCCAGAUUUCCCCGCCACUCGCUUCCCGCUCUGUCACCGAGAGCUGGACCGGAUCCGCAAGGACAAGCCCCUACAUGUCUGCGUCGGGCAUGCCUUCUAUCAGAUCCCCGGCCAUGGAGCUGAACGAGCGUCCUGAGAUGCGGACGACACUCCCCAGCCUCCCGCCCAUGAACUUCGAUAGGGAGCCCGUUCCCAUGCAGCGUGUUCGGGGACACUCCCAAGAUGAUUUCCAGCCCAUCCGCCCUUCCAUGGGCAUGUCCGGAGCACCACCCAUGAUGGAGGCCGCCCCAGCUUACCGCCCCAGCGGUUACGCAUACGGAUAUCACCACCCCAGCCGGGUUCAGUCUCUGUCUCUCGGUUCUAUUCACCCCUUCGACCGCACGCCUUUCUCAAGUGCUGGUUACGGCCACUACCCCGAGUUCAUGCGCAUCGGAGAGCUUAGCGCUAUGGGCAUGCACGGCGACAGCAAGCAACGCAAGCGCCGUGGCAACCUGCCAAAGGAGACGACUGACAAGCUACGUGCGUGGUUCGUAGCUCACCUACACCACCCGUACCCAACCGAAGACGAGAAACAGGAGCUCAUGCGUCAGACCGGUCUCCAGAUGAACCAAAUCUCCAACUGGUUCAUCAACGCGCGGCGCCGGCAGCUGCCCACCAUGAUUAGCAACGCCCGUGCCGAGUCCGACGCCAUGUCCAGCCGCAGCGGCGAGAGCAAGAUCCUCCCGUCGACAGAGCGUAGCGAGUACGACGACGGCAAGCGCUCCAGCGUUCCCCUCAGCGAAGGCGAGGCUUUUGACGAGGAUCUUGAUAGCCUGAAGCACCGGCGCUCAGCGCACAUCAAAAGGGGAAGCGUCUGA